AUGGACAACUCCUUUGUGGAAGAAGUGGCUGCAUCACUGGUGAGAGAAUUUCUCAGUAGAAAGGGUUUGAAGAAAACCAUCGCUACCAUGGACCGAGAGCUUCCACGUUCUGCACUUAGCAUCAACAACAGGAGUGAACUUCGAAAUGUCCUGCACCUGCACUCCUUGUACAAACAGAACAAGGCAAAGGAGAACCCACUGAAAACACUUCUUGAAAUUAUUACUAAUUACUUCCUCGAGCACCGUGGGACUUCCAGAAGCACCAGUUCAAGCUCUGCUCUCUCAGCUCCUCAAAGUAAGAGCUCAACUUCUCAUCCACCCAACUUAUCGGAUGAAGAUCACCUGCGUGGCAGUGCCGUUAUGCUUGAUGAAAGGGAAACUCAAGCCCACAGAUGCGAUGUUGAGAAUCCACAAGAUAAAAUCCCUCCAUCCAGAAAACAUCAACACAAAAGUGAAAAAUGCCACACAGGGACAAUCCACAACAACCACUUACCCUCUGAUGGGGAUAAGAAGUCCAAAGAUAAUCGAGAUGAUUUAAAAGCAGCAAUAAUUUCUGAGGAGUUGAAAUCCACAGUGAAGGAGAAGCCAAGGGCCAGGACUGGUCUCAUUGUCAGAGGAAUGAUGGCUGGACCAGUAGCGAGUUCACCAGAGGAUCUGCCAAAAAGGAGGCUUUCAAAGCGAUCCACUAGCAUAAGCAGCACAUCACAGAUCAAGGGUGAAGACCAUGAAGAAAAUUACCUGAGUGUCCAUAGCACUGAUUUUCAAGAAAGCAAGGGAUCUUCAACACAAGGAAAUACGGAGUUUGCAUCAAAGACUAUGGCAAGCUCACAUGCAAGUUCAGCCUCUGAAAAACUAAGAAAUGUGCCCAGAGAUACAGAGGACUCUGUUGCCAAACUGCUGCCCGAAGGAGAGAGGACCAAGACCGAAGAAAGAAAAUCAGUGCCAAGCUUUGGUGCAGACAGCAAUGAAAAAAGCCUUAAAGUGAGUGUCCCUCACAGACAUUCAGUGUCUGGAAGAGAAAAGAGAGAAAGAACCCUCAAGAAAAAUGAGAGUCGGUUGUCGGGCCACAG
Molecule: messenger RNA, 1070 nt
Organism: Mesitornis unicolor (brown roatelo)
Lineage: Eukaryota; Metazoa; Chordata; Aves; Mesitornithiformes; Mesitornithidae
Product: protein FAM188B-like
Exons: 5
Source: RefSeq, a predicted model, not a curated record